GGCUAACCUCAUACCGACUUGCAAUGCAAGCAUACACAAGUAGUCGCAAUGAUAGCGUACUAUGGUGGUGCAGUAGCAGUGGAUGCGUUCGCUGUCCGCUGGGGCACAGGAAUGUUUCAACUUGGCCUCUGUACAGCUUACUAUGGCUUCAUGAGUGAUGUGUUGGAGUUGUCAGCUAGCUACCAGAAAACAUUCGGCCCUCUUCGAUAUGCAGUUGCGGGCAUGCAAAGGAUGCUGAAGCUUCCAACAUAUGAUCUUUUGGUGGAGUUCCUUCCUAUGGAUGACAGCGCAGAUGCUCAAAGUGCUGGAUUUGAUCAUGCGUCUGUGCCAGGCAUGUGCGGUGACCUCCCUGCCAUGAAAGCGAUUGGAGAUGAAAAGGGGUCGAUGGAUAUCAGUGAGGAAAAUGUCCACCUGGAAGUGGCUGAUGUUUUCUCUGUCGAUAAGACUGGGAUGGAGGAAACUGCUGGAUGGCGAGAAGACCCUGUACCUUCCCAGCGUUCACCACUGAGCCACAUUGCGGUGGGUGAGAUUGACUUAGAUCCUACUGGGGGAGUGGUAUCUGGAGGGAAGGGAGUCAUAGAGGAUGACGCUGCUGUCAAAGGGCCACCGGUAAUACCGGUGAUUGGUGAGGUAAGAGGUCCUAGUACAUGUGAGCGUAUGGAUGAGGGUGAGAGUAAUGAUGCACAGCGUGAUGCAGUUGAGGAUCUCUGUAAGCGUGUCGGUGGCGGUGCCCUAGGGGACGAGAAGGGGGUACAAGGUGAUGGGAUGGAUCGGUUCCGAAGGUUCCUCUUGGGCUCCAAGGUGCGGAAGAGUGUUUCUGCUUGUAAUUUAUUUGCAGAGAAAGGUUCAGGCCAUGGUGCAGGUUCAGGGCAUGGUGCAGCCCCACCACUGAAGUCUCGCAGGUGUUCUUCAGAGAAGUUUGCUGCUCUGCCAUCCGAGGAGCCUGCGGCAGAGGUGCUGACAACAUCGUCCUGUUCACCGUCUUGCUCACCAAAAACUAGGAAUCGUGCUGGUGUACUGUUGAAGAGCCGAUCAUCAGCCGAUGCUGGUGGCAUCCCAGCCAGCAAGUUGGGAUCAGGAUGGGCUCCCGUGAAUGUGGAGAACAUGAAGGGUGAGGAGGAAAAAGUCAAGGAACGAGAGAAGAAGGGACCAAAACAUGGUGGGCAUUGUUUCCCUGUUGGGUUUGUGACGAUUGGUUUGAAAGGCUGGAAGAAGGGUAAUAAGAAGUCAAAAGGCGGUGAAGCCUCUGGGAAAGGUGAGGGAAAGGGAAACGGGAGAGCACUGGACGACAGAGUGGUGAUGAAGAUAACCGACGAUGGUGUGCAGAGCUGUCAGGGAGCUGUUGCUGGGAAAUGGGUUCAGAGGCAGGGUCCUUUCCUCUGUGUAAUUGCAUGCAACCAUCAGUGUAAAAGUGUGCAGUGCUUCGACUCACAGAGCUUGGCCCCUCUUGCGGGGGCUGAUGAUGGUGGCCUGGAUUUGCUCCUUGUCAGAUCUGUUGGCCGUUUCCAGCUCCUGCGGUUCCUCUUCAUGAUGCAGUUUGGGCGGCAUAUAACCCUUCCCUAUGUUGAGUACACAAAGACUCGAGCUGUGAGGUUGAUUCCCGGUAAGAAUGCUCAUCGCUCAUGUGGAAUCGAUGGAGAACUGAUGCCACUGGACGAGCCUAUACUGACAGCUGUAUUGCCAUCUCAAUGCCGGCUCAUUGGGCGUCCUUCCCCUCAUUGUUGACGCUGGAACUGCCAUGAGUUGCUAGAGCUUGGGAAACCAAUUUCAUUUGGAGUAUGGUGCUAUGACUAGUGUGCCUUGUAAAGUCGAUAAAUGCUGUUGUGCUCCGAGCCUCUGUGUUGCUGGAGCUGUUGGGCAAACAACAUGCGUUCAAUUAGAUGGAAGGUAGGUGGAAAAUGUGAAGGACAGCCAGUAACAGGGCGAUGGAGUUCGGGAGCUAACAAUUGCCAGGAAAAAAUGCUUGAUCAAAGUCGGACAUGAUAUCGAGGUUGGCGGAACUAGCUUCAGAAACAACAAAACUAACUCAAGGGUGGUACCUGUCAUGCCAGGAUUUCCCGGCCAAUUUUUACAGGGUACAUAAUUUCAUUAAAAUUUAAAACACGAAUGGAAUCAAGAGUUCCAUGGAGGUGCAAGCCUCCUGUUGCUCGGUCUGUUAUCUCAUGGUGUCCAUGUCUUGAUUCCAUCGGAUUUGAUUGGGUGCGUAGUCUGCAGAAUUUGUUCGCUUGUAGCAAUUCACAUAGUGUGAGAGGCCCUUGGCAGAGGGUGGUACAAGGACGUGCUACGACACCGCCACCGCCAGGUCCAGUGUCGUCAUCUUGUUCAGAGAGAAUCAAUCAGGCUAUCUCCCUCGAGUGUUUAAGUCUGAUCAAAGUUAUGCGGUUGAGUAGAAUAGUGAGAGAGAGGAGCGUAAUGGGGAACAUCAUUUCUAGACUCCUCUUGUGAAGAAAAAAAAAAAACAGCAGAUCAUAACACACACGUCUUGGAUGGUAGCCUUUCUGUCCCUGAGGGACAGCGAAGCGGCAGACGGGCACGCUCGUGCACACAUACAGAUAAGGACAUCGUCUGUAGGGGGGUGACCUUGCAGCUGGAGUUCCUUGACAGAGAGCCUUAUGUAGUGUGUUCUUGGGCUUGCUGUUGCACAUCAUCCUGUGAGGGAGGAAGGGGGAAUGGGCAGAUGCACAUCCUGCCUCAUCUCAUCUUGCGAUAGACAUGGGAAGGGCUGAUAACAGCAGCAGGCCACCCAGGCAGCAAGAUAUCUUGAUAAGCAAACAGCCAAUGCGGUUAGCCAAUUUUCCACCCAGUAACACCUUCGUGCAUGCGUACGUGCAUCCAUCGCAACUACCGCUUUGUCACUAGUGAACAUCGCGGCCUGGAGUGUAGAAAUGUGAUGCUCAGUAAAGGGCAAGGGCUAGUUGACUCAGGGUAGUGUUUACUGAUGAUCUUACCCUCAUUUGUUUGAUUUUGUAAAUGUAAUAUGUAUGCUUCAUAAGAAAGCAGGUCAUAGUGCUUGCUAGUUAGGUGAAGGGAUGAUCAUCCAUCCAUCAAUACUGGCUGGAGUGGGUGAAGAGUUAUGCAUCCACCAAUAUUGGAGAAUGGGGAGUGGGUGAAGUUGGCAUCUGUGUUUUAUCGUGACGAGGGCUUUACUUACUCGUGUUCCAAAAUAGAGAAGUCUGGAAGAGCUGUAUGCUUGCUACCGAGUCCGCCGGUGGAAGACGUUAGUAAUCGCGUACCGUGCGGUGUAUGGUGGUGGUGAUCAUCUCAGUGUGAAAAUCAGUGUCAAAGGUUGAACCACAUUUUCUACGGUGAUUGGAAAUGUGGGCAAAUGGUGGAACUGAAACGGUGACAAGUUGAUAACGUGAUUUAAGCAUGGAGAUAGUGAGAGAGUUACAUGGAUAAAUGAUGGCAAAUAGGCUGGGGAAAGGACAACCCAGCUGUGCAGCAUGUGUACAGGGAGAGGCGGCACAUUGCAGGAAUCUCAGCAAAGAUGACUAGAGUACUAAUCACAGCAGCUUGGUAUCUCCGUGCUUGUGGUUGUUUAUUUGCUGGCAGUGUGGGACACGAGCUCCAUGCUCUCACUAACAAAACCACUCUCGAGUC
Molecule: messenger RNA, 3600 nt
Organism: Chara braunii
Lineage: Eukaryota; Viridiplantae; Streptophyta; Charophyceae; Charales; Characeae
Source: the annotation of a GenBank genome assembly